Molecule: messenger RNA, 411 nt
Organism: Fusarium coffeatum
Lineage: Eukaryota; Fungi; Ascomycota; Sordariomycetes; Hypocreales; Nectriaceae
Exons: 2
Coding region: 1-411 (136 amino acids)
Source: RefSeq, a predicted model, not a curated record
AUGGCCAGCCAAACGCCUCUUCCCCGCGUUUCCAUCCAGUUUUGCACGCAGUGUAAAUGGAUGCUAAGAGCGGCCUAUUACGCUCAAGAGUUACUUUCCACAUUCUCUACAGGUCUCGGUGAAGUCGCUCUCCAGCCUUCCACUGGCGGUACCUUUAUCGUUACUAUCACCCACCAAACUCCCGAGGCUGAGACUGCCUCUACAAAGACUCUCUGGGACCGACGUGAAGAUGGCGGCUUUCCCGAGACAAAGGAACUCAAGAGGAGAGUGAGAGACGUCAUUGAACCGAACAGAGAUCUGGGCCAUGUAGAUAAGGACUAUGGAAAGAAGAAGGAUGAGGGCAAGAAGGAGGAUGUAGUCGAGGAAAAGACAACUGACACCGAGCAGAAGAAAUGUGAGGACUGUCAAUAA